AUGCAUGCUAUUCAAAAGCGCUUAGAAAGGAAUAUUAAACAUCGAAAAAGUAGUAGACUGCCUGCUUUUGACAGUAUACGAAACUUGCCUAAAUGUGAAGUGCCUGACCCAAUAUCCGAGAGUCAGAAAAAGGUGGAACACAGAAGAAUGCAGUUGGAGAAAUGGAAAGAAGAAAAAGAGAAAAAAAAGACCAGAAUACCAGUAACAAAAGGUUUUUUUCUCUGUGCAGCAGAAAAGAAACCUUUUGUUGCUGGUAUUGUGCACCCGUCAUCGAAAUAUGUUCCACCACCUCCACCUAGACCAAUGCCUAGUAAGUACAUUGGGAGGAGUUACUAG
This is a messenger RNA of Parnassius apollo (apollo), 336 nucleotides long. Lineage: Eukaryota; Metazoa; Arthropoda; Insecta; Lepidoptera; Papilionidae. The record is from the annotation of a GenBank genome assembly.